Molecule: messenger RNA, 1113 nt
Organism: Didymodactylos carnosus
Lineage: Eukaryota; Metazoa; Rotifera; Eurotatoria; Philodinida; Philodinidae
Source: the annotation of a GenBank genome assembly
AUGUACAAGUAUAUGAUGGAUGGAUUUCUAACAACACAUUCAUUUCGUUUUGAUCAUUCUUCCCCGCAGUCGACGCCUGUUAAUCUAAUUGCAUAUAAAAGUCGACUGUCUGAUAUUCCACUAUGGAACAAAACCUUCUCGGAAUCGUCUGAACAAUGUAUUAGUUCGUUAUCUUCCUCUGGUAUCUCUUCAAUGAUUUCCGAUUAUGAAGAUCUUGACGAAAUAUCAUCGACAUCCAGCUCAUCGAAAUUAAAUUGUUUACAUUUAUCAAAAAAAGGAUCACGACAACAUUUAACUUGUUCACAAACACAUUUAGUAGAGCAAAAACGACCAUCAAAAACAACAAAAAACUUUUUCAAAUUAAAUAAAUUAUAUCGGAAUCAGGCACGUAAUUCAAUGACAACAACAUCAUUACAAGCAAAUUCAAACGAAUGUUUUUAUGAUGAAUGUGAGGAUAAUUCAGAAAGUGUAGUUUAUGAAAGUGUAUGGAAUUUAGAAGAACAACAACAACAAUUUCGAAAAAAAUUAAGCGAUUUAUCAAAUAAUACAACUUCAUCGUUAUCAUCACUAAAAUCAUUUUCGGUUGAUUCCGAAGAUACUUUUCAGUCUUCUCAUUGUUCAUAUAUAACUACAAAUCAUAAUGUUGAUCCAAUGAUAAUUAAUCGUCAACCUGUCACACAAAGAUCAAAACGUAUUGAUGAUCGUGAAUUACUAUCAAAAGCACCAUGGUUUCAAGAAGGUUUAUCUCGUGAUAUAUGUGAAGAAUAUUUACGUUUAUUUGAACCGGGUGCAUUUGUUAUUAGAAAAAGUUAUACACAUAAUCAAUCAUAUGCAUUAUCAUUAAGAGUACCAUCAAUAGAAAAACCAUCGAUUGAACAUUAUUUAAUUGAAAAUAUAGACGAUGGAUAUCGAAUAAAGGGUACAACAAAAAUGUUUAAUAAUUUAAGUACAUUGGUUGUUCAUCAUACAAUUAUGCAAGAAAUUUUUCCGGUGACAUUAGAUAGUUCUUAUAUGAAAACAAAAAUAAACGAUAAUUGUUCUUCAAAACUUAUAUCUAAUUCGAAUAUAAAUAAAAGUCAAAUAAUUGUACCAAUACGAUCAGCAAGGGUUUGA